Molecule: messenger RNA, 2975 nt
Organism: Styela clava
Lineage: Eukaryota; Metazoa; Chordata; Ascidiacea; Stolidobranchia; Styelidae
Product: cannabinoid receptor 2-like
Biological process (GO): G protein-coupled receptor signaling pathway
Cellular component (GO): membrane
Molecular function (GO): G protein-coupled receptor activity
Source: RefSeq, a predicted model, not a curated record
UUUCUGAAUAAUAAUAAAAACGCUAUUAUCAAUGAUUUAACUGUUGCGAUAUAAUAUGGUAAACUAUAAUUACGUUCUAUUAUGCUAUUAGAUACAAAGAUUCUCAUUUUGACGGCAACGUCAGAAUAUCUUGCCAUAGCGCUGACUAUUAACAAACCAGAAUUAUUACCAUAAUGUAAGCUCCAUCAUUCUUGUUUAAUUACCGGUAUCAGGCUAAAUUUACCGAACUGCCGGCAUGAUGACGAGGCUUCGUAAAAUGAAAUCACAGUGAUUCUCAUGACUCUUAUUAACCGUUUCACUGUCGCAGACGCUUCAUAGGAAUUUAAAUCAAACAGUAUAGCGUAACAUAUCGUCAUUUUAUGAAUGCGUCUUCUCUGCAAUGUCGUCUGCUGUAAUUGAGAUUAUACCGACAAGGCUUGUCGGAGCGGAAGCUUACAAUCAAAAUAUGGCAUCAGAUUCCAGUUACGGAAUUAUUCAGGAGAAUUCCACCGCUCAACUAAUGAAUGAAACUGUCUCUCAUUACUUUCGAGAACGUGAAAUAUGCGAACUUCACAAUGCAAGGGAAGUUACAAUUGCCGAAAAGGUGGCAUGUAUUAUUGCAGUUCUCACUAUAUUGGAAAAUAGUGUGAUUCUCUCUGCGAUAACAAAGGGCCAUCGAAGCUUGAGAAAGCCCCCUUAUUGGUUUAUUGCCAGCCUUGCUGUCGCCGAUCUUUUCACAGGUUUUGAAGUAGUACUGGCAAUCUUCAUUCCAAUUGGUGACAAUCCAAUGAGUAGGAUUGUUUUGAAGGGAAUCGCUGUCGUUACCUUCAUUGCAUCUGUGAACAGUUUACUCCUAGUAUCCGUGGACAGAUAUAUCCGCAUCGUUCGGCAUGCGGAAUAUACAAGGAGAAUGAACAGGAAAACAAUUGUUGCUCUCAUCCUAGGAUCUUGGAUACUUUCUAUCGGCGUUUUUCUGGUGGCCCCUCUCGUAGGAUGGUCUUGCAGUGAAGUGCAUUGCUGCGCGCAUGAUGGACUAUGCGCUUGCCUCCGCAGUCAGUUUGGAGACGAUGUUUGUGGGCGUGAUUGUUCUCAAUCUUUCAUCCCAUUCAAAAAGAGCUAUAUUUUAUUGGGCGUCGUCUAUUUUGCGAUUUCGGUUAUCAUAAUGACAACAGCGUAUGGAGUCAUAUUCAAAGUCGUUAAGGAAAAAACAUUCGGAGGGGGCGACGGUAAAUCAAAGACACGGGAAGUUCGACUUGCAAAAACGCUCGUCAUCACACUGGGAAUUUUUGUUUUAUGUUGGUUGCCAGUACAAGGUCUUUUCAUUGUUGACUUGGUAACUGUGGAACAUAGCGAGACGCUGUCGAGAGCUUUUGAUUUCGCCUUGGUUCCUUCCGUGAUCAAUUCUUUCAUGAAUCCGAUUAUAUAUUCAAUACGUCUACCGCACAUGAGAACGACAAUACAGCGAAUAUUUUUACCCUGCAUUUACGGAAACGGAAAAAGCGGAAGCACUUGGGUAUCUUCCACGUCAGGAGAAAGUCGAUUUCGUCGUUUUUCUGGACGUAAGAAAAACAAAGAUGCAAGACAGAAGUACAAAUCUGGUGACACGAGUAGCAGCGGAACUAAGAUUCCAACUCCGCCAACUGAAACGAGAGAACGAAUCACAUCCAACAAAUCUUUGCUCCCUAGCGAGGUUUCGAUCACGCCAUAACAAGAGUACACUGCCGUUUUCUGGAGUUGUCGGAUAUACACAAGUUUGGGAGAAUGUACACACAUCCGAUAUUCCACAAGAGAACAUAUUAUCUUUGAAACCCCUCCUAACGAUCGGAGAUACGGUAACAAUUACCCUGCGAAUAGAAAACGUACAUUUUCCAAGGUGAAGCAGUGAGCUGACGACAGAACAUAUAUAUAUAAUAGUCAAUGCACUCAAUAUUUCACUCGUUCGCCGCAUAAGAAAUUGUACCUGAUCGAAAGACGUUAGCACAAAACGCUCCAGUCGUUUCAUACCAAAUAAAUUUCGUGGCAAUAUUCAAGUCACAUUGUGAUUGCGAGUUACGAUGUUUAGGUGACGAUACUUGCUUACCUGGGCGUGAAUGAAGCAUAAAAUAGCAGCAUUACACUUGCCUGUGGGAAUGUGAUCAUUUCAAUCAGUUAUAUUAUAUAUACUAUAUUAAUUCCUAAUGGUGUGUCGUGUAUGACUCCGAAUAGUAUUAGGAUGACUUUGUUUCGUGGCGGGCUUGACUUGGUAAAGAUGGUAAAUAUUUUUCCUUACCUUUACUUACAAAAAGUGAUAAACCUGCGUCCAUAUUCAGUAUUGAGAGAGCUUUUCAACUAACACAACCAAAUUUCGCAUCAUGGAUUGUUUGAGAGCAUAGGUAUAUAUUAUACAUGCAAUAUUUUCGUGCAGUUUACAACCCAUAUGCCCUUAGUACGUCUAUAGUAUUCUCUGGUGUCAAACAUGCGGUAUAUUAAUGUACAAUGUAUCUUGAAUCUUUCAUUUUUCUCUAUUCACUUUCUGCGCUAGGUCGACAGUCGACACAUUCCGGUUAGAAAAUUUCCCAUUUUUGUUUGCAAUAAACUAUGUAUAAAAUACAUAUGGACCAUGAACGAAUUUUAGCUCGAAAACGCAAUUUAUCUCUUGCUCAAGCAUGAAAAUGACUAAAUUCUUAAUAAUUAAGACUUUGAUUUCUAAAACAAAAAUUGAAGGUGUCAUGUCAAAGCAACAAUGCAAAAACACGUUGUCGUGUCCUAGGUCACGUUCAUCCGCUAUGGGUGUAACAUUCCUGGUAUUCAUCCAAUGACACAGCUCUAGGUUUCAAUUGUAAAUUUGACCUAGUCAUUUACAAUUGAAGCAUCACUGUCUUUGGUGACGCCAGGUAACAGAAUUGUGCAGUAUAUAUUAUGUAAAAACGUUUAUGUGUGCAGAAUUACAUUUUAUAUUUUACGUAUGUAAAAAUUAUUCCUUUGUGUGAGAUUAUAUGCAACAAUAAAAACAACAG